AUGACACAACACUCCUGGCCUGAGCUCCGGCUCGAUGACCCAAAGUCCUUCACCAAGGAAUAUGCAGAAGCGCUUGACGCGCAGGACCCUCUCCGCAAGCUCCGCGAAGAAUUCGUCAUCCCCACCCGCGCCGGCCUGAAGCGCAAACGCCUGGGUACCGAUGCCGGCGCUGUGGAAGUGAGCGAGACAAUAAAUGCUCUACUACCGGAGAAUGAGUUGACCUACCCGUGCACCUACCUUUGCGGCAACUCACUCGGCCUCCAGCCGCGCUGCACACAAGAAUAUAUCCGCAAGUACCUUGAUACCUGGGCCAACAAGGGCGUCUACGGCCACUUCCAACCGCUGGAGGAUGCCGUAUCCAAGCCAUGGGUGGAUAUUGAUGAAGAUGCCAAGGUUGAGACGGCCAAGAUCGUUGGAGCACAGCCGGAAGAGGUGGCUGUCAUGCAGACAUUGACGGCCAACCUUCACUUGCUGAUGGCCAGCUUCUACCGUCCGACCAAGGAGCGUUACAAGAUCAUUAUCGAAGGCAAAGCUUUCCCCAGUGACCACUAUGCUGUACAAUCCCAACUCCACCAUCACAACCUCCAUCCCUCCACCGCCCUCGUCGAGCUCAACCCACCAGACCCCGGCACUUCCUACCUGCCCACCUCCUACAUCCUCUCCGUCAUCGAUGCCCACGCCUCCUCGACUGCCCUGCUUCUUCUCCCAGGUAUUCAGUACUACAGCGGCCAGUUCCUUGACAUCCCCACCAUCACCGCCUACGCACAAGCCCGCGGCAUCAUCGUAGGCUGGGACCUCGCGCAUGCAGUCGGUAACGUGCCACUGAAACUGCAUGACUGGAAUGCCGACUUCGCCGCCUGGUGCAACUACAAGUACAUGAACGGCGGGCCCGGCGUCAUCGGCGGGCUCUUCGUGCACUCCAAGCACACCUCCGUCAACCACAGCCCCUCUCCCCCACCUUCCGACGACCAACCCGGCACCACGGCCAUCACCGCCGACACCCUCGGCUACCGCCCGCGCCUGAGCGGCUGGUGGGGCCACGACAAAUCCACGCGCUUCCAAAUGCGCUCCACCUUCGUCCCCAUCCCAGGCGCCGCCGGCUUCCAGCUCUCGAACCCCUCCGCGCUCGACACUACCGCGCUGCUCGCCUCCCUCUCCGUGUUCGCGAAGACUAGCGUGGCCGACCUGCGCGCCAAAUCCCUCCGGCUGACCGCGUACCUCGAGCAUCUACUAUUCACGCCCACGGGCGACGCAGACGCCAGGCCGUACAGCCUCAUCACGCCGCGCAACCCGGACGAGCGCGGCGCCCAGCUAAGCUUGCUGCUGCGGCCUGGCUUGCUCGAGCGUGUAAUGGAAGAGCUAGAGCACAAGGGUGUUGUCGUGGACGAGCGCCGGCCGGACGUCGUGCGUGUUGCGCCGGCGCCCCUGUAUAACGGGUUUGCGGACGUGUGGAGAUUCGUUGAUGUGUUCAGAGAGGCGUGUCGGAAGGCUGUUUUGGAGGCGGGGGUUGCGGUUGAGAAAUAG
Messenger RNA from Lasiodiplodia theobromae, 1524 nucleotides. Its product is annotated as Kynureninase protein. Lineage: Eukaryota; Fungi; Ascomycota; Dothideomycetes; Botryosphaeriales; Botryosphaeriaceae. Gene Ontology annotation, biological process: NAD+ biosynthetic process. Bases 1 to 1524 code for a protein of 507 amino acids. The transcript is spliced from 2 exons. Gene Ontology annotation, molecular function: kynureninase activity; pyridoxal phosphate binding. Gene Ontology annotation, cellular component: cytoplasm. The record is from RefSeq and is a predicted model, not a curated record.